GUUUAAGGAGGGUUUAAGGCGGCUCUGUCGCCGUACUUGUUGCCUGUUGGAACCCCUCCUCUCGAUCUCGAACCCUUCCUAGUUUUAUUGCCCUCAUUCUUGCUCCCUUGAUCUUCCGAUUCUCAGCUCCUCAAAACUUUCUUGGCCAAUUCGAGAAAAGUUUGAUGUCUGCCAUUGAACUGCUAGCUUAUAUAUCUUUCGUAAUCAGUUAAUCACAAUAAUCCGCUGAGAAUGUGGAGGAAUUUAGCAAAACAUGCCUAUACGAGGAGGCUGCAACUCUCCUCUCAACACUCUUCCUUCUCUCCUUCUAAUUGCACCAGUCGUUUUUAUUUCCCUGAUAAAGCCAGAGCUCUUGAGUCCCAAGACCAUGUAUAUUCUUUGCGCCCAGUUGCAGAUCUUAGGCGAAUUGGGGUACUAUCUUUUCAGAAAGAUGAAUUGGGAAGACCCGGUUUUGGGGUUACCAAAAAACCUGUUAAUUUUUUCGGAUUGUUCGGUUAUCAGAAAGGUUAUGCGAGUGCUGCGGAGGCCAUUGCUUCAGAAGAAGAUAUGUCAGGGGUGGAUGAAGUUCAAGAAUUAAUGGAGGAAGUGAACAAAGGAGACAAGCUCGAAAAGCAGCCAAAAUUGAUAGGUGGGGUGGCGCAAGGCAAGCACAACGUGCUGCGGAGGCGACAAAUAAAGAUGGAGACAGAGGCGUGGGAAGAGGCAGCUAAAGAGUACCGAGAGCUUCUAUCGGACAUGUGUGAGCAAAAGCUCGCCCCUAAUUUGCCAUACAUAAAAUCUUUAUUCCUCGGAUGGUUUGAGCCGUUGAGGGAUGUAAUUGCUGCUGAGCAAGACUUGUGCAAGCAAGGGAAGAACCGGGCUGCCUAUGCCCCCUAUUUUGAUCAUUUACCAGCGGAUAUGAUGGCAGUUAUUACAAUGCAUAAGUUGAUGGGGUUGUUGAUGACAGGGGAAGGCAAUGGCAGUGCUAGAGUAGUUCAAGCUGCUUGCCACAUUGGUGAAGCCAUUGAACAUGAGGUGAGGAUACAGAGGUUUAUGGAGAAGACCAAGAAAAAGAGUGCAUCCAGCAACAAUCCUGAUGGUGGAUCAAAUCCUGUGACAAAAGAACAAGAGAAACUGCGGAAAAAGGUUUCUAUGUUGAUGAAAAAGCAAAAGCUGCAGCAAGUGAGGCAAAUAGUGAAACGACAAGAUGACUCAAAACCUUGGGGCCAAGAUGCUCAUGUUAAGGUUGGGUCUCGUUUGAUUGAGCUAUUAAUAGAAACAGCCUACAUUCAACCUCCAGCUGAUCAGUUAGGAGAUGGGCCACCUGAUAUUCGUCCUGCAUUUGUUCACACCCUCAAAACUGUCAUAAAAGAAACACAGAAAGGCACCAGGAGAUAUGGAGUAAUAGAAUGCGACCCACUAGUUCGCAAAGGUUUAGAAAAAACUGCUAGGCACAUGGUUAUUCCUUAUAUGCCAAUGUUGGUGCCUCCACUAAACUGGACAGGGUAUGACAAAGGAGCGUACUUGUUCUUACCAUCAUAUGUCAUGCGCAUUCAUGGGGCAAGACAACAACGUGAAGCAAUUAAAAGGGCUCCAAGGAAGGCAUUGGAACCUGCAUUUGAGGCCCUUAACACCCUUGGCAAUACUAAAUGGAGAAUAAAUAAGAGGGUACUUGGUGUCAUAGACAGAAUAUGGGCUAGUGGAGGUCGUCUUGCUGAUUUGGUUGACCGCGAAGAUGUUCCUUUACCAGAGGAACCAGACACAGAAGAUGAAGCAGAAAUCAGGAAAUGGAAGUGGAAAGUCAGAGCUGUGAAAAAGGAAAAUAGUGAGAGGCAUUCACAGCGGUGCGAUAUAGAACUUAAACUUGCUGUGGCUCGAAAGAUGAAGGAUGAAGAUGGCUUCUUCUAUCCCCACAACCUUGAUUUUCGAGGUCGUGCCUACCCCAUGCAUCCAUAUUUAAACCAUCUUGGCUCUGAUUUGUGCCGAGGUAUCCUGGAGUUUGCAGAGGGACGCCCUCUUGGGAAGUCAGGCUUACGUUGGCUGAAGAUACAUUUAGCAAAUGUAUAUGCUGGUGGAGUGGACAAGUUAUCAUAUGAGGGUCGGGUGGCAUUUACUGAGAAUCAUUUGGAAGAUAUCUUUGAUUCCGCAGACAGACCUCUGGAAGGAAGACGCUGGUGGUUGUCUGCUGAGGAUCCUUUCCAAUGCUUGGCAACAUGUAUUAAUCUCUCAGAAGCAUUAAGAAGCUCCUCUCCAGAGACUACUAUUUCACAUAUGCCUGUCCACCAGGAUGGUUCGUGCAAUGGCUUACAACACUAUGCUGCGCUUGGAAGGGACAAGUUAGGAGCAGCUGCUGUGAAUCUUGUUGCGGGAGAGAAGCCUGCAGAUGUUUACUCAGGAAUUGCUGCCAGAGUUCUUGAUAUCAUGCGGAGAGAUGCACAGAAGGAUCCUGCUACUGAACCAAAUGCUUUGCGUGCUAGACUUUUAAUCAGUCAGGUGGAUAGGAAACUGGUGAAGCAGACAGUGAUGACAUCAGUAUAUGGAGUUACUUAUAUUGGUGCUCGUGACCAAAUCAAGAGGAGAUUAAAAGAACGUUGUGCCAUUGCAGAUGAGGGAGAGGUGUUUAGUGCAUCUUGUUAUGCGGCUAAAACCACCUUGACUGCUUUAGGAGAGAUGUUUGAAGCUGCACGUAGUAUCAUGAGCUGGCUUGGUGACUGUGCAAAGGUGAUAGCUUCUGAGAAUCAUCCAGUGCGGUGGAAUACUCCUUUGGGACUUCCUGUUGUGCAACCCUACCGCAAAUUAGGAAGGCAUCUUAUUAAGACUUCACUUCAGGUGUUGAGCCUACAACGAGAAACUGAUAAGGUCAUGGUUAAGCGUCAGAGGACAGCUUUUCCUCCGAAUUUCGUUCACUCACUUGAUGGUUCCCACAUGAUGAUGACUGCCGUUGCUUGCCAAAAGGCAGGCUUAAAUUUUGCAGGAGUCCAUGAUUCAUACUGGACACAUGCAUGUGAUGUUGACGAAAUGAACAGGAUACUUAGAGAAAAGUUUGUUGAACUCUACGGGACGCCAAUACUUGAAAAUUUGUUGGAGGGCUUCCAAAAGUCAUUUCCUACAUUAAAUUUUCCGCCCUUACCAGAGCGAGGGGACUUUGAUCUGAGGGAGGUUUUGGAAUCUCCUUAUUUCUUCAAUUAGUUUACAUGAUUCUUUGCUGUUACUUGGCAGCUGCAGUGCAAUCUUCACUUGUUGUACCUUUGUCACUGAUUCAAUUACAAGGUGAAGGUGGUUAUAUUCAUAUACAUAUAUGUUCGUCCAUGGGCAUGGUUAAGUGUUGCCCUCAAUAAGGGGAUAGUAAAAGGAAAAAGAAACUCGAGGUUGUUUUUGUACAUAUGUGCCCGUCUUCAACCAUUAGCUGUAGAGAUUUCCAUUCAAAUUUCUUUUGCCCAAUCUUGGACACAUCUUUGUCAACAGGAUUUGAGAGAAUAAGAUGUGAAACAUGCGGAAGUAGAUGAAAAGCAUCUCCAGUGAUUUUGAUAUCUAGUUGGUUUAGUUGUGAAACAGAAGGAACUGAAGCCUCAGCAGUGUAUAGGGACACUUGAUUUAAUGAACCUCAUUCAGAGGAAAGGCAGCACAAUGAGGAAGGCCUCUCUCACAAUGGAUUCUGAAGGUUUUUAAUAUACAGAGAAGGUAGGUGAGUUGACUGUUAGAAUGGGUUAGUAUCCUCCUUUACUAUUUUUUUUUUUUCUGUUCUCAGGACACGUUUUUGAGACUGGUGUUCUGGGCAUUCCUUGUGUUUGCUGAUCUAGUGUGUAAUAUCAAAAUUUCUAAUGGAUACAAAAGAGAAAAAAAAUCCACUCUGGAAGCAUAGUAGAAGGAUCCUGAAUUAAUUUAUAAGCAGUUCUUUGUUAUAUUGUA
Messenger RNA from Vitis riparia (riverbank grape), 3888 nucleotides. RefSeq names its product DNA-directed RNA polymerase 1, mitochondrial. Lineage: Eukaryota; Viridiplantae; Streptophyta; Magnoliopsida; Vitales; Vitaceae. The coding region runs from base 232 to 3168 and encodes 978 amino acids. Gene Ontology annotation, cellular component: mitochondrial DNA-directed RNA polymerase complex. Gene Ontology annotation, molecular function: DNA-directed RNA polymerase activity; DNA binding. The record is from RefSeq and is a predicted model, not a curated record. The transcript is spliced from 19 exons. Gene Ontology annotation, biological process: mitochondrial transcription.